GAAUGCCUUGCAUGGUAGGAGAUGUACUGGAUUCUUGUACUGAUGCAAUGUGUGAUGCGAUCAGCCCUUGUGGUGCGAGGUAUUAUCUGCCUCUAACUUUGUAGCUAUACAAUCUUGUCCCGAACAAACCUUCGUUAUGAAGAUGGGGCUUUAGACUCAUAAUAAGCCACACAAACUUAAUUCUCAUCGGCAAUCAAUACAGAACUCGUGCCGGCAUCAACAGAAUCAGUUUGAGCAUUUGCUAGCAGAGGAAGCAUUACUCAUCUGAUUUAAUAUUUUUUCGGGUGAUUUGGUGUUGGUUUUUACUAUUAAUAAUAAUAGUGCACCAUAAAUUUACAAGGAUAUAUAGACAUAUAUUUCAUAAUAAUAAUGUUGAAAAGCUUUAUGUCUUUACUACAAAAUAAUCAUCAAUCCACGUACAAUAUUUUACUUAAUCACUUGUAGAUUACUGGAAUUGCAUUCCAUCUGUUCAAAUUUAAUUUGCUCUAAAUUAAUAUAUUCUUGAAUAAAGAUAUGAUGCUGAUAAGUUUUCAAAGAAUGAAUCAAGAAAAUAUAUAUCCAACUUGGUUUUAAAAUUCUUCAAUCAUUUUGAAUCAGAUUUUAGACGAAAUAUUUAAAGAACUUGUCUGGUUCAAAUUCAUCGCGAGUGUUUGCAGUAUUUGAUACGUCAAGUCAGUAUAUCAAAAUUUUAAUUAACUAAACUUUUUAUUGAGUUAAUCGAAAUGAAUCCCACUUCUUUAAAUCUAAAAAAAAAAUGUGACAUGUUGGGCUUCAAAAUAAAUAAAAUUUGUGAGAAGUAGUGUGAUUAGGAUUGAAGCUAUUGAUGCAAUGAUUGGCAUUGGGUGUAAAUAGCAAUUACGUUAAGUUGGACCGUACGAGAAGAAAAGAGAGGGGGCAAAAACGUCAAUUCAGGAAGAGCUAAUUCCGCACUCCAACUGUCAACUAAUUUUGGAGCGAAAUGAUCCACAUAUAAUUUGAAGGCGAAAAAAUAUAAAAAAAGGAAAACAGAGUAGAGAAGAAUCCACAAAGAUUCAGUUCUACGAACCAAACUCCAAAGAUUCAGAUCAAUUUCCAUUCACGGUUCUCUUCCUCAACUCUUCACUCAUCUCAGUUCAUUCAAGAAUUCCGUGGGAAAGAGAGAAUUCGACGCGCUCAGCUGUUCCUAACUGAGGACGAUGAGCAAUUUGAGGGCGAUAUGUAGGCCGCAUGCCGUAUUGUCUUCCACGGCGUGUUGCUACAGAUCGGUGGUUAAAGUUUACUCGGUUGAAAAUCCUAAGAGUAGUGUUAGACCUCCGUCGCCGUCGUCCUCGGUUUAUGCUGUUUGGUUCGGUGGAUUGGGAGAACACGGACCGCGGGGGAGGUUGAAUCGGCAGAGGAGAAUGGUUGCUACCCGGGCUUCUAAUUGGACCGACUCCAAAUCUCCGUAUGAAACUCUAGAAUUAGAAAGGGAUGCAGAUGAAGAGCAAAUUAAAGUAGCUUACAGACGCUUGGCUAAGUUCUAUCAUCCGGAUGUUUAUGAUGGUAGAGGGGCUUUAGAUGAAGGUGAAACAGCUGAAGCUCGAUUUAUAAAGAUUCAGGCUGCAUAUGAACUUCUUGUUGAUGAGGAAAACCGAAGGCAAUAUGACACUGACAAUCGUGUGAAUCCAAUGAAGGCAUCUCAAGCAUGGAUGGAGUGGCUUAUGAAGAAGCGAAAAGCAUUUGACCAAAGAGGUGAUAUGGCAAUUGCAGCUUGGGCUGAACAACAGCAACGUGAACUGAAUCUUCGUGCACGUCGCCUUGCUCGUUCAAAGAUUGAUCCUGAAGAAGAAAGAAAGAUACUGGUGAAAGAGAAAAAGGCUUCCAUAGAGAACUUCCAUAGCACUUUAAGGAGACAUACACUUGUGCUAAGAAAAAGGGACUUAAUGCGGAGAAAAGCUGAAGAAGAUAAGAAAAAGAUCAUAGGCCAGCUUCUGGCAGCAGAGGGCCUUGAACUUGAAAAGGAUGAAAAUGAAUUGUAGAUGAUACCCCUCGGAUGUUGGUUUUCUGAUACUCUUACUUUUUACUCUACGAAUCCCUGAAAUAUAAUUGUAUAUAUUGUCAAACAACUAUUUCGUGGACCAAAGUUGAAUACUAUCCUCAACUUUCUCAUUGUCGGAAAGUUUGUCUUUA
Messenger RNA from Sesamum indicum (sesame), 2148 nucleotides. RefSeq lists its product as uncharacterized. Lineage: Eukaryota; Viridiplantae; Streptophyta; Magnoliopsida; Lamiales; Pedaliaceae. The record is from RefSeq and is a predicted model, not a curated record.